Bombina bombina (fire-bellied toad) is the source of this 5416-nucleotide messenger RNA. RefSeq names its product discs large MAGUK scaffold protein 3 (gene DLG3). Gene Ontology annotation, biological process: chemical synaptic transmission. The record is from RefSeq and is a predicted model, not a curated record. Gene Ontology annotation, molecular function: kinase binding. NCBI's taxonomy places the organism in Eukaryota, Metazoa, Chordata, Amphibia, Anura, Bombinatoridae. The coding region runs from base 1 to 2517 and encodes 838 amino acids. Gene Ontology annotation, cellular component: neuron projection; postsynaptic density membrane; neuromuscular junction. The transcript is spliced from 21 exons.
AUGCACAAACAUCAUCAUUGCUGCAAGUGCCCCGAGUGUUAUGAGGCAUCUCGAAUGUCUGCCCUACGCAGGAUGGAGCCCCCCACUUAUGGAGAAUGGCAGCACGAGCAAUAUGGGGGUGGUUAUGGGGGUUACAGCUCUCAGACCCUUCCAUCACAGCCUGCUGUAACCCCUACUGCCCGAGGGAAAGCCAAGCUUGUUGCUGCUCCACGCGAAAACCUCACCCCAACCCUGAAAGGGCCACCUAAGAGUGCAACCCCAAAAUUGAAUGGCAAUAGUCCCAACUGGUGGCCAGAGUGUACCUGUACUAAUAGAGAUUGGUAUGAGCAGGCGGGUGCUGCACCUCUUCUAGUGAACUCAGACUGUCUGGAUCCAUCAUCCUCUGUAAACGGCAGUGAUGCUUUGUAUAAGUAUGAAGAGAUAGUACUGGAGAGGGGUAACUCAGGUCUGGGAUUCAGCAUUGCUGGAGGUAUUGACAAUCCGCACGUUCCUGAUGAUCCUGGAAUAUUUAUUACAAAGAUCAUCCCUGGAGGAGCUGCAGCAAUGGAUGGACGUUUAGGGGUGGGUGACUGCGUCCUACGUGUAAAUGAUGUGGAUGUCACAGAUGUUGUGCAUAGUAAGGCAGUUGAAGCUCUAAAAGAGGCUGGUCCUGUGGUGAGACUGCUGGUCCGACGCAGACAAAGCCCACCGGAAACUAUUGUGGAGGUUAAUCUACUCAAAGGACCUAAAGGUUUGGGAUUUAGCAUUGCUGGAGGAAUUGGGAACCAGCAUAUACCUGGCGACAACAGCAUCUAUAUAACCAAGAUCAUUGAAGGGGGAGCUGCACAGAAAGAUGGGAGGCUACAAAUUGGAGACAGGCUUCUAGCAGUGAAUAACACAAACUUACAAGAUGUCAGACAUGAAGAGGCUGUUGCUGCUCUGAAAAAUACCUCAGAUAUGGUUUAUCUCAAAGUUGCUAAACCUGGGCCAGUUCACCUUAACGAGAUCUACGCACCCCCUGACUAUGCCAGCACUGCGUUUUCAGUAGACAACCACAUAAGCCAUAACUCCACCCUCGGGGGAUACUUAAGCAGCGUGGAGAGCAAGUCACCUUACCCACCCCCCCAAGUCACCCCUUCCAGGUUUUCCCCUGUUCCUCGACACAUGCUGGGUGAAGAAGACUUUACCAGGGAGCCACGAAAGAUCACCUUACACAAAGGCUCCACAGGACUGGGCUUUAACAUCGUGGGUGGUGAGGAUGGGGAAGGCAUCUUCGUAUCCUUUAUCCUGGCAGGAGGACCAGCUGACCUGAGUGGAGAGCUUCGUCGUGGGGACCGCAUAUUAUCAGUAAAUGGAGUAAAUCUGCGCAGUGCAACACAUGAGCAGGCGGCAGCAGCGCUAAAAAGGGCAGGGCAGACUGUGACAAUAGUGGCACAAUACCGACCAGAAGAAUAUAGUCGUUUUGAGACGAAGAUCCAUGACCUGCGAGAACAAAUGAUGAACAGCAGUAUGAGCUCUGGAUCCGGAUCAUUGCGGACCAGUGAAAAGAGGUCCCUCUAUGUCAGGGCUCUCUUUGACUAUGACCGCUCACGUGAUAGCUGCCUUCCCAGUCAAGGCUUGAGCUUUUCUUAUGGAGAUAUCCUGCAUGUUAUAAAUGCGUCAGAUGAUGAAUGGUGGCAGGCAAGGCUUGUGACGCCACAUGGGGAAAGCGAACAGAUUGGAGUUAUUCCAAGUAAGAAGAGGGUUGAGAAAAAGGAACGAGCACGUCUAAAAACGGUCAAAUUUCAUGGUCGCUCUGGCAUGGAGUCUAACAGGGACUUCCCUGGCUUAAGUGACGAUUAUUAUGGAUCAAAGAGUCUGAAGGCUGUGACAUCAAAUACCAGCGACAGUGAGAGUAGCUCAAAGGGACAAGAAGAUACUAUAUUAUCAUAUGAGCCAGUGAUCCGACAGGAAAUUCACUACGCCAGGCCAGUCAUAAUUCUGGGUCCCCUUAAAGAUCGUGUUAACGAUGAUCUAAUUUCUGAAUUUCCACACAAAUUUGGCUCCUGUGUACCACAUACUACUCGGCCGCGGAGAGAGACAGAGAUGGAUGGCCAAGACUAUCACUUUGUGGCUUCUCGGGAACAAAUGGAGAAGGAUAUCCAGGAUAAUAAGUUCAUUGAGGCUGGGCAGUUUAACGACAAUCUUUAUGGAACUAGUGUGCAGUCAGUGCGUGCAGUUGCUGAAAGGGGAAAGCACUGCAUUCUUGAUGUAUCUGGAAAUGCAAUUAAGCGAUUGCAGCAAGCACAACUAUUCCCUAUUGCUAUUUUUAUCAAACCAAAAUCCGUAGAAGCAUUAAUGGAGAUGAACCGGAGGCAGACGUUCGAACAAGCUCAUAAGAUGUUUGACAAAGCCACCAAGCUGGAGCAAGAAUUUGGGGAGUUUUUUACAGCCAUUGUUCAAGGAGAGUCGCUGGAAGAAAUCUAUAACAAGAUAAAGCAGAUAAUUGAAGAUCAUUCUGGACAUCACAUCUGGGUGCCAUCUCCUGAAAAACUCUAACACCUUCACUGACCAGGUCUUCGAUAUGUUCCCUCAGUGAUCCUCCAUGCUUCACUACUCCUGUUCCAGAGUCUGAGGGGGGACUCUGUGCAUUUGCCAAACACAGGCAUUUCUUUCCCCAUAAUUGGAGUCCCAAGAAAUUUCUUGGCUGCUGACAAAGACAACUCUCUAAAGGUAGCUGACCCAAUAGAGAAAUUUUGAAGCAACAAGGGAAUCCUGUCAUCCUCCUGUUGUGGGACAAGAAGAGAUAUGAAAUAUGUUUUACAAUGCAAAAAAAGGGAAGAGGGUAGAAGAGGCAAUGUCUCCCAAGCCCAAAAACUAUCUACUCCAUUAUUCAGACUCUUACCCCCCCUCGCUGGAUUGGACAAAGGCAUAUUUAUAUACAUAUAUAUAUAUAUAUGAUGUGUGUGUGUGUGUGUGUAUGUGUAUAUAUAAUUUAUAUAUGAUUAUAUAUAUAUAUUAUAUAUAUAUUUUGGCUGUGACGGGAUAUUGGUCCCUGCUAUUCUAUUGUUUGUAAGGAUUUUUUAAGUUAUCUUUUCCUGUGAAGGGCAGAGCCACAGACUCUGCUCUGGUACUGUAUAGUCUGCCAUCCAUAAAUGGAGUUGCUUAAUAUGGAUGAAAAGUAAAUCUGUGGUACAUUGCUGCUGAUACAGCUAGUCCCCAUGGAAAAAGUGCAGAGCUGCUUGUCAAGUCACAAGUUAAGGAGUUGACUCUACAUUUUAUAACUUGAUUAAUCUAACUUUUGGCACUUCACAAGACUAUUCAAAACUGAUCCAAUGUGCAUUAAAUUUAGAAACUAAGACUUUUACACAAAGCAGGUGGAUCUUGAACAGACUGUAAUUAAGCCAGAUUUUCUUCUGUUCGUUGUGCUGACGGUUCUGUGAACCUAACUGAUUUUGCUUUGCAGGAAGGGGCUUUUUAAACUGACAAUUAUCAAGCUUAAAGGACUUUAAAAGACAGGAGUCAUAUCUUGGAAUGUUGCCCGUCUCCAGCGCUUCUAAGAGAACCUUGUGGUUUGACAAGCUGUGAGUCUAACAUCUUCAAUGCCUAUAGCUCCCUCUGUUGCAUUUCUAGCUCAUUUUUUCACAGCCGUGUUACUAAGCUUUUUUUCACCAUGCUUUUGUAUGUUUUUGAGUUUCAUCUUGGGAUGUGCACAUGUUCCUUAAAAUGCAAAAUGUGCAUGUCACAUCCUAUCUGCUGUUAUCAAUGAACCUUUGUGUGUGAGGUGUGUCUGCCACUAGGCCUUGCUCUGACUCAUCACAGUAAACAGCAGGUGAAUACGGAAGAAGGGAGGAGGCAGCUGGAUUGUGAGGUAGCAAUCCCUUAUUCAAGACUAUUCUAGUGUGUCUGAGUCCUGUAUGUGUGCAUGAAGCUGUCCUUUAGUUCUAAUAUUUUAUUUUAUUAUUUUUUUAAUAGGCUACAUUGAACCUGUCGUGUUGCCGUAUGAGCAUUCUUCAUGGUAACUUCCAUUUUAACUGAACGGGUAUAAAAUCCAUUUCUUUUUACUUGCUAGUUUGUCUUUAUUUUAGAUCAACACUGACCAUACACUUAAAUACUUUUGGGCUUAGAAAAGGAAUUUGUUUUGGGAGCAGUGCUGAUUUGUGUGGUUUUGUUUUGUUUUUUGUUCUAUUUGUCUGAUUGUGUAACCCACUCCAGACCCCUUCUGAGUCUGAUCUGUCACUGGAAAGUAAAAGCCUGUGAUUUUUUCUUUUUUAUAUUUCCUUUCUACUUUUUGAUCUAUCUUAUGCUGCUGCUUUGUAGAGGGUAAGAUUGUAAGACUGACUUUCCUGACCUGAGAUAAAAGGGCUUCAGCUAAUUUGCACAGGAAAUUUACAGACAGUUUAGGACUUCUCUAAGUAGAUCUUCCUUAGAAAGUAUAGUAGGUGCUGUGCAGAGUAUUGGAUCAUUUUACACAUGAUGGUGAGUGCUGUUUAGCUCAGGUAAUCCUUGUUUGAUUCCCAAGUUUUUCCUCAUUCUUUUGCAAGUUAAAAUUCUAAAAAUAACCUCAUUCUCUUGGGAUAUGUUUGGGGCUUACUCACAUUAGUGCUUAUAAGUGAACAAAUACUGACUUAAAAUAUAAAUUCUCUAUUUAAAGGCCACAAAAAUAUGUAUGGGAAUAUGAGUGAAAAGAGCAGAAUCCUUUAUUUCAUUUUCUUGGAGUGCACAGUUAAACAUGUUAAUUGUGUGCCCAGUUAAGCAGUUGGUGUAAGGUUUAGAUGUUAAUUUUAUCUAUAUUUCAACACAUGGGGCACACAUUUUAUAAUACUCAGUGUGAAAUUCCUAAAGCUCAGGGUUUUUUCCCCAUGUUAUUGGGAGUAUGAUCUCUUCCAUGUGCCCAGUAAAGACACCGUGGGAAACACACUGUCAUACGCUGUCCCUCUUUUCUGCUGUCCUCCAGUAAAGGAGAUAUUGGUGCGCUGUAAACCAUCUAGUAUCUUUGAUGUGUCCUGCACUGUGAGAUGGUAGAAUUGUGGGUUGUUUAUUUUAGGGCUAUGUUAUGUUUGCUAGCUAAAGAUGAUGCUGGAUUAAUCAUUGUGUUAGUGGACUCGUGAGGGUGAAGAUAAUUCUACUGUCACUGUGGGAAGCUUACAAAGUUCUCCUUUCCUGUGGAAAUCCAUUAUAAACUAAUUGCUGCCAUCUGCUCAAGGUCCAGUAGCUUCAUUUAGCUGUGAAGAGCAAAGUAGGGAAUUACGGUACAGAAUUUAUGGAACUCUAAAGCAGCUGGUGGGAUUGCUAAUAGUAAUCCACAACCUUUUAUAUAUAUAUAUAUCUCUAUAGCCCUGCCUCCCCUCAGUUGUAAUUUACAUAAAGGCUAAAAUUAAAUGGAAUCUGAUUGUUUAAAGAAAUGCUGGUAAACCCAGGAGGCACAUAUAUUUUUUAAUAAACUGACUUGCAAAAA